AUGCCAGCCUCUCCCACUCGCUGGGUGCCCAACCGGUACCCUACCGCUCGCCGUUCUGACCACGUCGACAUCUACAAGAGUGAGACCAAAGGCGAGGUUCGCGUUCAGGACCCGUACGAAUGGCUCGAGCACAACACGGAGGAAACCGAUCAAUGGACGACCGCCCAGGAGCAGUUCACGCGCGAAUUCCUCGACCAGAAUCCCGAACGGCAGGACCUGGAGAACCAAAUUCGGAAGAACAUGGAUUACGCGAAGUUUUCCGCACCCGCCUUGAAAGACGACGGCCGCUGGUACUGGUACCACAACAGCGGCCUCCAAGCACAGUCGGUGCUCUACCGCUCUAAGGACAGCAGCCUCCCUGACUUCUCCAAAGGGAACGACGUAGGGGGCGAGGUAUUUUUCGACCCAAACUUGCUCUCUUCCGACGGCACUGCAGCACUCGCGGCGACUGCAUUUGCACGCUCCGGAAAGCAUUUCGCUUAUGGUAUCUCGCGUUCGGGCAGCGACUUCUUCACAGUCUAUGUCCGCCCCACCACCGCCCCGCUGGCGUCUGUGGAUGGCAGUAAGCCGUCUCAUGAUGAUGACCGGCUUCCCGACGAGAUCCGCUUCGUGAAGUUUUCUGGUAUCUCUUGGACACACGACUCGAAGGGAUUCUUCUACCAGCGGUUCCCAUCUCGGGAGACCCAUGGUUCGGCAGCCGACGAUCUGGCAGGUACCGAAACGCAAAGCGACAAGAACGCAAUGCUCUUCUAUCACAAGGUCGGCACGCAGCAAUCCGAGGACGUUCUCGUUUACAGAGACGAGUCGAAUCCCGAAUGGAUGUGGGGCACGGAGAUCACUGAGCUCGAUGGUCGUUAUCUGCUCCUUUCAAUUACACGGGACACUUCGCGAAAAAAACUGCUGUGGAUCGCGGACCUGCAAAAGGGGUCGAUUGAUCAGAACAUUCAAUGGGACAAGCUCAUCGAUGAGUUCGAAGCAAACUAUGAAUACAUUGCGAAUGACGGCACGAAAUUCUACUUCCUCACUAACAAGGACGCGCCGCUGUAUAAGCUCGUCAGCGUUGACAUUGCCGACCCGGCCGAAAAACGUGUCUUUAAGGAACUCAUUCCAGAAGAUGAGAAGGCUCACCUGCAGGACGUCCUUGCGAUCAAUGGCGACCAUGCGGCGGUCGUCUACAAGCGUAACGUCAUCGACGAGAUCUACUUGUACCAGUUGUCUACUGGCAAGCAGCUCACGCGUCUUGCGCCUGACUUUGUCGGUGCGGCAUCGGUCAACGGCCGGCGCGGCCAGUCGUUCUUCUUCUCUACCUUGACUGGCUUCACCAACCCGGGUAUCGUCGCACGGUACAACUUCGAGGAAAAGAACGAGGAUCAACGAUGGAGCAUCUACAGGACGACUCUCGUGGGCGGUCUCGACCCGAAGGACUUCUCGGCGGAACAGGUUUGGUACACCAGCAAGGACGGGACUCGCGUGCCCAUGUUCAUCGUCCGGCACAAGGAUACCAAGUUCGACGGCACUGCGCCUGCCCUGCAAUAUGGCUACGGCGGCUUCACGAUCUCUAUUAACCCGUUCUUCAGCCCGGCCAUACUGAGCUGGAUGCAGAAGUAUGGCGCCAUCCUCGCCGUUGCAAACAUCCGGGGCGGAGGCGAAUUUGGAGAAGAAUGGCACCUCGCCGGCACCCGUGAACGGAAGGUUAACUGCUUCGAUGACUUCAUCGCCGCGACGCAAUUCCUCGUCGACAACAAGUACGCGGCGCGAGGCAAGGUUGCCAUAAACGGCGGCUCGAACGGAGGCUUGCUUGUGGCCGCGUGUGUCAACCGCGCGCCUGAGGGCCUUCUGGGUGCCGCCGUUGCCGAUGUGGGCGUUCUGGAUCUGUUGAAGUUUGCAGACUUCACCAUUGGCCGCGCAUGGACAUCUGACUACGGCGAUCCGCACAACCCGCAUGACUUCGACUUCAUCUACCCGAUUUCGCCCGUGCACAACGUCCCGACGGACAGGACAUUGCCUCCUCUCAUGCUCACGACUGCCGACCAUGACGACCGCGUCGUGCCUCUGCACUCCUUCAAGCAUGCUGCAACGCUGCAGCACCUGCACCCGAACAACCCACAACCUUUGCUGCUCCGCGUCGACAAGAAGGCGGGCCACGGCGCCGGCAAGUCUACGGAGAUGCGCAUCCGGGAGUACGCGGACAAGUACGGCUUCAUCGCGCAGACCCUCGGUCUCAAGGCCAAGGAUGCGUGA
Molecule: messenger RNA, 2241 nt
Organism: Trametes versicolor FP-101664 SS1
Lineage: Eukaryota; Fungi; Basidiomycota; Agaricomycetes; Polyporales; Polyporaceae
Exons: 19
Coding region: 1-2241 (746 amino acids)
Biological process (GO): proteolysis
Cellular component (GO): cytosol
Molecular function (GO): serine-type endopeptidase activity; oligopeptidase activity
Source: RefSeq, a predicted model, not a curated record